Messenger RNA from Talpa occidentalis (Iberian mole), 1655 nucleotides. Its product is annotated as delta-1-pyrroline-5-carboxylate synthase-like. Gene Ontology annotation, molecular function: glutamate 5-kinase activity; glutamate-5-semialdehyde dehydrogenase (NADP+) activity. Lineage: Eukaryota; Metazoa; Chordata; Mammalia; Eulipotyphla; Talpidae. Gene Ontology annotation, cellular component: mitochondrion. The record is from RefSeq and is a predicted model, not a curated record.
GCAGAAUUCGUCUGGAUGAGUGAAGUAGACAGUGAUCAGCAAGUGCCUGGGAAGACCUGCCUUGGGGGUACUUCCAUUACAGCAGUAUCACCUACUCUUACCUACUUUUCAGGUCUCUUUGACAGCCCACCAGGGUCAGAUGAUGCAAAGCUCAUUGAUAUAUUUUAUCCUGGAGAUCAGCAGUCUGUGACAUUUGGAACCAAAUCAAGAGUGGGAAUGGGAGGCAUGGAAGCCAAGGUGAAAGCUGCCCUCUGGGCUUUGCAAGGUGGCACUUCUGUGGUUAUUGCCAACGGAACCCACCCAAAAGUGUCUGGGCAUGUCAUCACAGACAUUGGAGGAAAGAAAGUCGGCACCUUCUUUUCCGAAGUGAAACCUGCAGGUCCUACUGUCGAGCAGCAGGGAGAAAUGGCUCGAUCUGGAGGAAGGACAUUGGCCACGCUGGAACCUGAGCAGAGAGCAGAGAUUAUCCAUCAUUUGGCCGAUCUGUUGACAGACCAGCGUGAUGAGAUCCUGUUAGCCAACAAAAAAGACUUAGAAGAGGCAGAGGGGAGACUUGCGGCUCCUCUGCUGAAACGUUUGAGCCUCUCCACAUCUAAACUGAACAGCCUGGCCAUCGGCCUACGGCAGAUCGCAGCCUCCUCACAGUACAGCGUGGGCCGCGUUUUGCGCCGGACCAGAGUUGCCAAAAACUUGGAACUGGAACAAGUGACUGUCCCAAUAGGAGUUCUGCUGGUGAUCUUUGAAUCUCGCCCUGACUGUCUGCCCCAGGUGGCUGCCUUGGCUAUUGCAAGUGGUAAUGGCUUGUUACUCAAAGGAGGGAAAGAGGCUGCACACAGCAACCGGAUCCUUCAUCUCCUGACCCAGGAGGCCCUCUCAAUCCAUGGAGUCAAGGAAGCAGUACAGCUGGUGAAUACCAGAGAAGAAGUGGAAGAUCUUUGCCGUCUGAACAAAAUGAUAGAUCUAAUCAUUCCACGUGGCUCUUCCCAGCUGGUCAGAGACAUCCAGAAAGCUGCCAAGGGAAUUCCAGUGAUGGGGCAUAGUGAAGGGAUCUGCCACAUGUAUGUGGAUUCAGAGGCCAGUGUUGAUAAAGUCACCAGACUGGUCAGAGACUCUAAAUGUGAAUAUCCAGCUGCCUGUAAUGCUCUAGAGACUCUGUUAAUCCACCGAGAUCUACUGAGAACACCACUAUUUGACCAGAUUAUUGAUAUGCUGAGAGUAGAACAGGUGAAAAUUCACGCAGGCCCCAAGUUCGCCUCCUAUCUCACCUUCAGCCCCUCCGAAGUGAAGUCCCUCCGAACUGAGUACGGGGACUUGGAAAUGUGCAUUGAAGUGGUGGACAGUGUCCAGGAUGCCAUCGACCACAUCCACAAGUACGGCAGCUCCCACACGGAUGUCAUCGUCACAGAGAAUGAGAAAACAGCAGAGUUCUUCCUUCAGCACGUGGACAGUGCCUGUGUGUUCUGGAAUGCCAGCACUCGCUUCUCUGACGGCUACCGCUUCGGACUGGGUAAGAAGGACUCCAGUCAGGGGAGAAAGGAGUCUUGUGAGUCCCAGUGUGCUCCAAAGAGAACAAGAGGAGGAGAAUACUCCUCGGAGUCACAUGCCAGGGAAGAUUUGGGAGAGGUGGGCGUGUGAAAGAGAAUAGACAGCUGCCA